This is a messenger RNA of Prionailurus viverrinus (fishing cat), 1915 nucleotides long. Its product is annotated as multidrug and toxin extrusion protein 1-like. The record is from RefSeq and is a predicted model, not a curated record. Gene Ontology annotation, cellular component: membrane. The coding region runs from base 56 to 1741 and encodes 561 amino acids. Gene Ontology annotation, molecular function: xenobiotic transmembrane transporter activity; antiporter activity. Gene Ontology annotation, biological process: xenobiotic detoxification by transmembrane export across the plasma membrane. The transcript is spliced from 17 exons. NCBI's taxonomy places the organism in Eukaryota, Metazoa, Chordata, Mammalia, Carnivora, Felidae.
ACUGCGCCCUCCAGGAGGCCGUCUCCACGCUCUCCGGCCGCAGAACUCCGGGCGCAUGGAGGCUAUAGAGGUGUCCGAGCCGAGCGGCCAGGGGGCCACCCCCGAGCGUCGUGGGCCUCGCUGCCAGCUCCUGCCCGGCUUCCGAGAGGAGCUGCGGGCGCUCCUGAUUCUGGCGGGCCCCGCGUUCUUGGCCCAGUUGAUGGUGUUUCUGAUCAGUUUCGUGAGCUCCGUGUUCUGUGGCCACCUGGGGAAGCUGGAACUGGACGCCGUCACCCUCGCGAUUGCGAUGAUCAACGUCACUGGAAUCUCGGUGGGCUUUGGCUUAUCUUCUGCUUGUGACACCCUCAUCUCCCAGACGUAUGGGAGCCAGAACUUGAAGCACGUGGGGGUCAUCCUGCAGAGGGGCACCUUGGUGCUGCUUCUCUCCUGCUUCCCCUGCUGGGCACUCUUCGUCAACACCCAGAACAUCCUGCAUCUCUUCAGGCAGGACCCAGCCGUGUCCAGGCUUACCCAGGACUAUGUCAUGAUCUUCAUUCCUGCCCUGCCUGCAAUCUUUAUUUACACGUUACAAGUUAAAUUUUUGCUCAAUCAGGGAAUCAUACUGCCCCAGAUCCUCACCGGAGUUGUCGCCAAUCUUGUCAACGCCCUCAUCAACUAUCUGUUUCUCUAUCAACUGGAUCUCGGGGUGAUGGGGUCGGCACUGGCAAAUACCAUUUCCCAGUUCACCCUCGUGCUGCUCCUCUUCCUGUACAUCCUCUGGAGGAAACUGCACCAAGAUAUCUGGGGAGGGUGGUCCCUUGAGUGUCUGCAUGACUGGGCCGGCUUCUUCGACCUGGCCUUCCCCGGCAUGCUCAUGCUGUGCAUUGAGUGGUGGGCCUACGAGAUCGGGAGCCUACUGAGCGGUAUCCUCGGCAUGGUGGAGCUGGGAGCCCAGUCCGUGGUGUAUGAAGUGACCGUCAUUUUGUACAUGAUACCUUCAGGCUUCAGUGUGGCCACCAGUAUCCGGGUAGGGAAUGCGCUGGGCGCUGGAGACAUCGAGCAGGCCAAGAAGUCCUCAACUGUCGCCUUGCUGGUCACAGGAGUCUUUGCUAUAACCUUCUGCGUCCUGUUGUUAAUUUUUAAGGAUCUGGUGGGGUACAUUUUCACUAGCGACCGAGAAAUCGUGGCUCUGGUCGCUGAGGUGAUUCCGAUCUGUGCUGUUUCCCAUGUGUUCGAAGGUCUUGCUUGCACAAGUGGUGGCAUCCUGCGGGGAAGUGGCAACCAGAAGGCUGGGGCCAUGGUCAAUGCCGUCGGGUAUUAUGUGGUUGGUCUCCCUGUCGGGAUCUCGCUGAUGUUCCUGGCCAGACUGAAAGUGCUGGGUCUGUGGUCAGGGAUCAUUAUCUGUGUGAUCACACAGUGUCUGUGUUUUUUCAUCUUUAUUUCUCAGCUAAACUGGAAGAAAGCCUGUGAAGAGGCUCGGGUACAUGCCAAUGUGAGACUAAAUGUGGCCCGGACUAGGACCCAGUCUGUGGCCCAGCCUGCAGUCUAUCAGAACAUAGCGGUGGUCCCAAGGAACCAGCGAAGAGUGUUAAGGAGAGCUGUUGUACAAAGAGACGAGACUCCAUUGGAUCUGCAAAUGAGCCAAGACGCUAGGAUGACCGGGAGACAGUUGGUGCUGUGGCGUGGGCUCCUGCUCCUGGGGGUCAUUUCAAUCUUGCUCCUAGGGAUUUUACUGAGAGUGUAUAUCAGAGUUGAGGGAUAGGCAAGAGAGAGUCAGGUCGAGCGAUACUUUUUGAGUUGACAAGUAACGCACCGGCCAAGCGGUGGAAAUUUGUUUUCAGUUAAGCAGUUCUACUUUGUGAGUUUACAAGUAACGCACAGGCCAAGCGUUGGAAAUUUUUCAGUUAAGCAGUUCUACUUUGUGAGUUUACAAGUA